Adineta ricciae is the source of this 1602-nucleotide messenger RNA. The record is from the annotation of a GenBank genome assembly. Lineage: Eukaryota; Metazoa; Rotifera; Eurotatoria; Adinetida; Adinetidae.
AUGAUAAAUCUUCAACGACCAAGUACAGCAUGUCAACUGCACAGACCAUCAUUAACAGAUACUGGUAAUCAAGCAGUUCAUGCGGAGAAAUAUUAUGUCAUGAAAAGUUAUACUUAUGAUGAAUUACAACCAUGCCAACAACGACAUCAACAAACAGGAGCGCCGUUGCCCCCACGACCAGCGACCGCCUAUGCUGGACAACAAAGUGAGCUUCAACCAGCUAAACAGCAACAACAAACAGUGAAAGCACUACCCACUCGGCCAGCUACAGCUUAUGCUGGACAGCGUGAUGCACGUUUAGGCCGCAGUCUACUGAGUAAUGAUAAUUGGCGACAAGCCACGAUGGUUGAUAUUCGGCUUAAUGCGAAAGCGAUAGAACAGAGUGAUCGAAACAUUCUCUAUGGCAAAGGCAUCGACCCUGUUCCUCAUACGCGUGAGUUACUCAGCGAAUUGAGUAACGCAGAAGCCUUAUUCUAUGCUCGUCAAUGUCGCCUUGUGGUUUCUAAAUUACGUUUAUGCUGGAAUGAUGUAAACGAAGAAAUUAAAUCUUUAGCGAAAGUGAAAGAAUACACUGACGCUGCUAUUGACCAUAUGCGAAAAGAUCUUGUUAUCAACAAGGACAGUCAUACUAUGCGAAAAAAGCCCAAACGAGAAUCGGAACCUGAUGGUGUUGAUGAUAUUCUUUCCGCUGAAAAAUAUCAUUUGUUGAAAAUAAAAAGAGUGUUGGAAAUCAAUUGUAGAAAUGUUAUUAACCAAAUGCAGAAACUUGACGAAAUUCGACACCGAGUAGCAAAAAUCAACAAAGAACGUUCAACGGUUACUGAACUUAUAUGCCAAUGUUUAACAAGCGCGUCACGAACAUUUGAAGCAGUACGAACUGAAAAAUUAAGUAAUAUGUACCAUCGACGAUCACCAUCUGCACAGACGUAUCGAUCACGACGUCAGAAAGCGAAUCUUCUGAAUUCAGCUGAAUCGAACUUACUGGACGAGAACGGUUUUCCUCUCGUUGGUCAUUUACAACCAUUUACACCUGAUGUCAUUCAAAUAUUCGAUGAAGCCGCGAAAUCUAUUGACGAGUCCGGGGAAAUUAAAAAACAAACAAUGAACCAAAUCAAAGAUGCAUUCAACGACGCCAAAGCUUAUUCCUUAACUGUAAAUCAAAGCAUUGCACAAAAACUUGCGGAUAUUAUUACAUUAGCACAACAUUUAACAGUCUCACUCGGUGACAAUAUGCUUGCUCAAAAUCGUGCGCAACGCUGGCAUGAUAUAACUAUGAGUGCCCAACGAACGAAUGCAGGUCCGCAAAGUUCAUCGAAUUUGAAAACAUGCGAGCGAUUCGACCGGCCAAUCAUUCAAACAUUUCAACGACAUCCAGGAAACCAGCUAUCUGAAGUUCAAAUGGCGAUGAAAACUACGACAGAUCUUCAGCAAUCAGCGAAUGAAACCGAAAAACAAUUGAAAACAUUGAAAGUAGUUGGCCAACGUUUACAAGCAAAUCUAACUGACAAAGAGACAGCAUUAGAAGUCGAUUGUCAACUUCUUCGUCAACGCCGUGGACGCUCGAAUCAUAAGUGGGCUGCAACGAAAUAUAUACAUGCUUAA